Messenger RNA from Saxophila tyrrhenica, 1860 nucleotides. RefSeq lists its product as uncharacterized. NCBI's taxonomy places the organism in Eukaryota, Fungi, Ascomycota, Dothideomycetes, Mycosphaerellales, Extremaceae. The record is from RefSeq and is a predicted model, not a curated record. The coding region runs from base 1 to 1860 and encodes 619 amino acids. The transcript has 3 exons.
AUGCCCACCUGGACAGGGUGGAACGAGCAGGCGGUGCGACAGAAGCCAGCCAAUACCGACUCUUUGACCUCUGCAGCAGUUCCAGUACCUACGAUGGGUUUUACAGCAAUCAAUGCGUCACGAGCCGGCAACAUUGGUCCCCAGAGCACCAGUCAGACGCAAGCAAUCACAGAUGAUGCGGGAUCUUCGGAACGCAAGACCAUGCCAUCAAUCGCGGAAUACCUUGGUCGAGGAGAUACUUCGGAUCCCCCAGUCACUCAAGCCCUUCGUGGAGCAGGCGCAAAGAAGGCCAGCGGCCGAGGCAGGAAGCGAGCUGGCACCGCCAACACCUCAUCCACGAGGAAGCGGCGCAAGGUCAGCGAUGUAUCAGAGAGGAUGGCGGUAACGAAGCCGGUGGAGAAGCAGGCAAAGACAAAGGCGAGCAUGAAAGCCGAUACUGCCUCUUCGAGUGUCCAAUCUGAAGUUGAAGUGACGACGCAUUUACCCCCGGGAACACCUGACGAGAGUAUAGGGCAUGACUCCGGCCUGCCAAUCUCAGUCUUUGCUCCUCCGACCUCCAUGAGCAGCCAUCAGCAUUCCACCCAGCAGACCUCCAUCAACGCUUUGAAAUCAAUACAAGGCCGUACAAAGACGAUCUAUCGACGCACGCAGACCCUAGCUGAAGCUCAGGCCAGCCUCACCUAUGCGGAGCCGUGGAUGAAGCAGCAAGAUGCUGCGCACUCUGGAGAAGUAAACAAAGCUUCGACGCGGGUCUUACGGCCACGAAAGGAGAAGCCGGCGGAAGAAGAGGUCGUCUGGAAUGAAGAAGAGCCAAUUGCACCGAAACGCAAGGACCAGUUGAACAACAGCGAUAGCGAUGCUACGUCAUUCCAUACAGCUGCAACCCAAACAAAAGCAGCUGCUCAACGACAACCGUCUUGUAGCUCCGAGACCUUCUUUGAGGACGACGACGAUAUGUCUGAUGCAUUGAUCGUGGCUGAUCGAGCCGAAAAAGCGGCAACACCACUUUUUAGGAUCACCAAGGACGGCAAUGAGACGCAGACACCGACUCAGUUUGCUUCUGACGCGCCAGCAGCACCUACGACUGCGGAGCAGCAAGCCAAGACCCGCGAGAGCACUCCAAUCUUGACCGCCGAUGAGGAGUUUGUACCACUGGAUGAUCAACUUGUGAUGCAAUCUGAAGGCACGAUCGCCUCUGACCACGCAGACGAAGAGCCAGCACCUCCACGCUCUCCCACUCCCCCUACUCGCGAGAGAAGGUUCAACAUGCGCGAAGUCGAUCACAACGAAGAUUACGACGGCGGGUUGCUGUCUGAUGGCGAACGAGAAGUCCUCACAAAGCUCAGAUCCUCAGCACUGCAACAAGGACCAAAGCCAAUGGUUCGCCUUCCUUUCCCAAAUCCAGUCCUCGACCGCUCACCUAUCUGGGGCGCGACGAACACAACAACACUCCGCACCUGCUUUCGCAUUGGUGAAGCGCUGAAGGAGGGCUGUCAGGCUGUGCGAUCGAACAGAAGCGUCAUACUCGAGCUCUACGCUCGUGUCACGGCAUCCUGGCGUGAGCCGGUCCCGUCGAGGAAGCAACACUUCAUGUUCAAAGACUUGUAUCACGACAGGCCACCCCAUCUCGAGGGGACGUACGAGCUUUGGGGCCAGAGUCAGCUAUGGGAUAUAGAUGGCCAAUCUUUCCUUCAGGCUGCGAAGAAGAAGGGUGGUGUGAUGUGCAGAGUCGUGGCGAGAAUGAAGAGGGUCGAGACGAAGUGGAGGCUUGAGAUACUCAGCUUUUGGGAGGCCGGCUGGGACGAUGUUGAGCUUGCUGGAGAGAUCUUUGCGAAGGUCUACGAGUUCCCGAGGGACUGA